AUGGCCGCUGAUGAGGUGCGGGGGGGCUCCUCUCCCCCCGGCGUUUCUCCGAAUACCAGUGAAGGGGUUGCUGAAAUAACCGAUGGAGACAGUUCUGCAGCUGCUCUCCAGAAAGUGGAUACCGCGUCUGGGGAUAAUUCCGAGCCACCGCCAGCCUCGCCAGGUCUGGGACAAGCUUCAGCAGAUCCCGCAGCAACACCCGCCAGCGGUGGCGUAGGGCAGGAUGCACAAGAAGAACACGCCAGUGACGCAAAUGCGGGCAAUGAUGAAGAAAGUGAUGCAAAACCUGAGGGCCAUGAAGCUGAUCCUGGAAAAUACGCUUCUGGCGACAUACGGAUACAUCUGUCAAGCGGUAUUGACGGGAUUAUGGGAGUGUUGGUGCGGAAGCAAAACCUGAAGCGAAUGGGUCUACUUGAGGAUGAAGGCUCAGAAAGCGUUUUGCGCCCAUUCAAAAGCUUUUCGAAGAAGGCCAUAUUACAGGAGAUAGGGAAGAGGGGGAAGGAUUCGGACUGGACUGAGCACAAAGCUAUUCUCAAAGUACAACCCUCAUCUGCUCUACCGUGA
Messenger RNA from Eimeria mitis, 564 nucleotides. RefSeq lists its product as uncharacterized. The transcript is spliced from 2 exons. Bases 1 to 564 code for a protein of 187 amino acids. The record is from RefSeq and is a predicted model, not a curated record. NCBI's taxonomy places the organism in Eukaryota, Apicomplexa, Conoidasida, Eucoccidiorida, Eimeriidae.